Messenger RNA from Scomber scombrus (Atlantic mackerel), 3130 nucleotides. RefSeq names its product RAB3D, member RAS oncogene family, b (gene rab3db). The transcript is spliced from 5 exons. Gene Ontology annotation, molecular function: GTPase activity; GTP binding. NCBI's taxonomy places the organism in Eukaryota, Metazoa, Chordata, Actinopteri, Scombriformes, Scombridae. Gene Ontology annotation, cellular component: endosome; synaptic vesicle; plasma membrane. Gene Ontology annotation, biological process: regulation of exocytosis; protein localization to plasma membrane; protein secretion. The record is from RefSeq and is a predicted model, not a curated record. Bases 297 to 965 code for a protein of 222 amino acids.
AGGAGCUUCAGCACCGACUGUUUCAGUUCUGUAAACAACCGAGAUCCGGGAGCAGCUCCAGCCCGUGAAACAGUGAAUACCGAAACGGGAAACAAGUAGCCUGUCGAGGAAGGAAAGCUCCUCGGCUGCUGCUUGCUGCUGCUGCUGGAGCAGAAAGGUGCACUUUGCUUUGUUAGCUGUACUUUUACAAGAUUCUUAACCCGGCAUCUCACUGCCGGACUGAAGAUAUCACAGUACAGUAUCAUUCCUAGAGGUAAAAGGAACCGAAUUGGACGUUUGUUUUCUUUUGCGAAAAGAUGGCAUCAAAUGACUCGCGGCUCCAGCAACAGCCGUCCCAAAAGGACGCCGCCGACCAGAACUUUGACUACAUGUUCAAGCUGCUGAUCAUUGGCAACAGCAGCGUGGGCAAAACCUCCUUCCUUUUCCGCUACGCAGACGACUCCUUCACCUCGGCGUUCGUCAGCACCGUGGGCAUCGACUUCAAGGUCAAGACAGUCUUCCGCAACGACAAGAGGAUCAAACUGCAGAUCUGGGACACAGCAGGGCAAGAGCGCUACCGCACCAUCACCACAGCCUACUACAGAGGAGCCAUGGGCUUCCUGCUCAUGUAUGACAUCACCAACCAGGACUCCUUCAACGCAGUUCAGGACUGGGCGACGCAGAUCAAGACAUACUCGUGGGACAACGCUCAGGUGAUCCUAGUGGGCAACAAGUGUGACCUGGAGGACGACAGGAUCGUACCCACAGAGGACGGCCAGCGUCUCGCAGAGGAUCUAGGUUUCCAGUUCUUUGAGGCCAGCGCCAAGGACAACAUCAACGUCAAGCAGGUGUUCGAGCGUCUAGUGGACGUCAUCUGCGAGAAGAUGAACGAGAGCAUGGAGGGAGAAACCAAUCUUGUUUCCAACCACAGGAACCAGGGCCUUAAAGACUUGCCUUCAGAGAACCACGGUGGCUGUGCUUGUUAAACCGUCUGCCUUCUUACCAAGUUCUCUCAACAUACACACAUCCGCACACAUAAAGACCAACUCCUUCUCUGUGCCUCAACCAUUGUAAAGUGCUGCACCUCUUCCUCUCUCUCUCUUUACUGCAGCCUAACACAGCUCAACACAGACCAAAGCACAGCUAGCUGAGAUAGUCAUCAUCAGCUCUGUCAGACCCCUCUGCUCCCCAGAACCUGCCUCUUCUUUCUUGUCCUACUAAAGAGGCCCACUCUGUCUGUGAUGUCUGAUAGUCCACUGAAGACUGUCCUGUGCUCUGUUUCCCUCCACAUCUACCACCUUGACCACCGCUGCACCAUUAGCAUUUUAAAUUUACCGUACUUGAAACAUUUUGUUCAGUGGCUUACAAUUUUCGGAGUCAAAUAUUUGCGCAGAUAGCUUGAAGCUAGUGACGCCAAAUAUGAUGGAGACACAUGUUUAGAAGGCUGUACAUUUGGCAUUCAUUGUUCUGUUUGAGGAUCAUACAUAUACUUGAGUUUCCCUUAACCUUGUAAAACCAGACUACAUGCCACUAGGAGACAUAAGAUUUGAUUGUUGCUCCUGAACCUUAAAAACAGCUAUUUAAACUGUAUGAUACUGUAGAAACAAACUUAAUAAUGAUAGUGAUUUUGGAUAGAUCGUACAAAAUUCCACAACACUUCCUGCUAAAAGACCAAUGUCCAGUCCGACAGUAUGUGGGACAUUUGAUGCUCAUGACUGACUGAAGCAGAGAAGAAUAAACUUUUUUUUGUACUUUAAAUAAUGUAGGUCUCAAACAAAGGCAGAUUGAGCUUUGCAAAGGCUUAAAGGAAUGCUUUGAUUACAUAUUUCGGGAAAUUCACUAAUUCUCUUUCUUGCCAAGUGUUGGAUGAUUAAUACUGUGCUUUUAUUUGUACAGUAACUAUGAAUUUCCAGCAACCACUUAGCUUAUAUUAGCACAAUGAAUUUGUUUUUGUACAGAUUAAACAAGUUAUUGAGGUUUAGAGGUGCUGGUAGGUGGAUUUUGGACAGAGCCAGGUUAGCUGUUUCCAGUCUUCAUGCUAAGAUAAGCUAAAUGACUGCUGGCAAUAGCUUUUAUAUUUAUAGUACAGGCAUGAAAGGGGUAUUAAUCUUUUCUUCUAACUCUUGGCAGAAAAAGAGAGUACUUCCCCAAAUGUGGAACAUUUCCUCAAACAGAAAUCAAAUGCCUCUAAAUUCCUUUAAAUGUGGACAUAUCAGUACAGCACAGCCAAAUGAAAUUCAUUGUGAGAAGAACCGUAUGCCUUUAUAUUGUUGUUUUUGGGGUUAAACUUAUAUAAGGUGCUGAUAAUUAUUUUCUUCCCUAAAUGACAUCUCGGUUAUAAAAUUCUGAGGUACACAUCUCAUUACUCAUUACUUAUUAUAUAUUUAAAGCAUCAAAUCCAUCAGUCAAGAUGUUUAAGAAAACCAACUAGAGUCUUAAUGCCAGCACUUUGCCUGCCUCAGCGGCCUUCUCUCUCUCGUGCACUUAGGCUGAAACAACAGGAGGGUUAGAGCGACGAUAAAUGCUGCCAGCGUGCUUGUGUGAGGAAGUCGUUAAACACCGGUGACACUUGUAUUCGUCACAUGCAUGCAUGUCCUCACUCACCCCUUUUUGCCACUCUCUUUUAAACGACUCGCUCUUUCUAAUGCACACCACCAUGUUUUCAUCAUUAUACACGUUAGACAACAUACGCACACACACUCAAGCACAGCAUGGCAAAACAUGUAGAAUGGGAAACCUACUAUGCUUGAACAUUUGAGUUUUACAAAGCAGUCAAUUGUCUUUUUUUUGUUAUUUUUUGUUGUUACUGACAUAAUGACUAUUGCGUGGAAUUGCAGCACAUGUGUGUCUGUGUGUAUGUUUGUGUGUACUCAGAAAGGGAAGAACACUGAACUGUGAGUUACAUCAAGGCCUCUGUUAGCAGUAAAAACCUGUAGCAGAAUGUUUAAAAAACAACAACUUUGUGUCACUUUAUAUCCCAUUACUGUAAUAUGUCACAUUUUAACUGAAGUGAAUAAAAUGAAGUUUUUAAUCUUCAUUCCACAGUAUGUUAUGUUUGCCAACGGUUAAACUAUACAUUCAGUUGUUUUUGUUGCUCCAUGAUGCCAUUUUAAACAUUUCAGUAUUGAACAGUGAGCCUCCCCCCAGCUGA